AUGUCCGGUUCGAUUGAUCCAGCGGUUUGCGAUUUAAGUGCACUCACUUCCUUCAUCCUCGCUGACUGGAAGGGAAUCACCGGCGAGAUUCCUCCAUGCGUCAACUCCUUAGCCUCGCUCCGUAUCCUCGAUCUUAACGGUAACAAAAUCACCGGAGAGAUUCAUGCGGAAAUCAGCAAGCUCUCCAAACUCGCUGUUCUGAACCUCGCUGAGAAUCAAAUAUCCGGCGAGAUUCUGGCGUCGUUGACGUCACUCGCCGAGUUGAAGUCGCUAUGCGUUCCCGAAAUCAUUAAUACCAUAACCGACGAUAACAACAACAUAUGCGAUGGUAUCUUUGCUAAACUUAAUCCAGACAUGGACUUGGAUGUCUUGUAA
Molecule: messenger RNA, 375 nt
Organism: Camelina sativa (false flax)
Lineage: Eukaryota; Viridiplantae; Streptophyta; Magnoliopsida; Brassicales; Brassicaceae
Source: RefSeq, a predicted model, not a curated record